Molecule: messenger RNA, 1302 nt
Organism: Formica exsecta
Lineage: Eukaryota; Metazoa; Arthropoda; Insecta; Hymenoptera; Formicidae
Exons: 2
Coding region: 260-1162 (300 amino acids)
Source: RefSeq, a predicted model, not a curated record
UUUAAGAAAUAGAAACAUUUAUAACUUCUAAUUAUAAAUUCGAUGCAGUAGUACUACCAAACAAAAUUUCCUCAUUCGCUGACGAAUCUUUGUUAUUAGAAAAAUUACGCAAUUGAAAAAAAAUCUCGAUCAAUGUAUUUUCCCCCCCUAUAUAUAUAUACAUAUAUAUACAUAUAUAUUAUAUAUAAAGUACUUAAGCUUGGCCGUACGAUAACAUUGCUUUUCAGUAAGCUUAUAUUUACAAUAGAAUCAAAACAACAUGCGUUUCGCACAGUUGUUUGUUAUUCUUAUCCAGAUACACUUGUGUUCUCGUAUCUAUUUGGUUAUUAUAAUGUCUCAUAUCCAAAGAAUUAAAAAUCAAUUAGAAUUAAGAAAUAAACGCGAGGCAGCAGUAAAAGCUGUUUUAAGUGGAAAGAAGGAUGUGAAAGCCGCUGCAAUAAGCUAUGGAGUUAAUCAAAAAAUCUUGAAUCGUAAACUAAACCUUUUAAAAGGACUGGACAAAUAUUAUGAAUUGAAAUCUAAAUUCGAAUCAGCAGUGAAGGAAUAUUUAACUGGAGGAGUUACUAUAAAAGCCGCUGCAAAUCACUAUGGAAUUAGUCAAAUAAUUCUGACGAAAGAAAUUGAACUUUUUAUAAAAGAGAACGACAUACGGAGGGCAUCGUACAAAUACAGCAGAUCUGUUGAACGUACAGCAAUUUUUACAAUUAGAGAGGAAAUUCUGUUAAUAAAGGAUUUAUUUUUCUGGAAAAAGAUGUUUCAACCAUAUUGCUUUUGUCAACUAUGCGCGAUGGAACGACUGUUGAUUUUAGCAAAUCAGUACGCUCGAAACAGAGGGAAAGUAUAUCUAGAAGAAAGGAAUGAAACUAAACUGGUAGAAUGGCUUACCAAAUUCGAAAUGAGAUUAAGCAAUUUCAUCUCAAGAAACUUUAUAUCUAAUUGUAUAAAAGUACCAACUAAAACUCAAACGUUGGCAAAUAAAUCAAAAUCUUCACUGUUGCUUGUUUCCAAAUCGGUACACGAUAACGAUCUACAGAAAAAAAAUUUUGACCAAUCGCGAAUUCGCAAUGUUAAAGAUAAAUCUACACAAACGGAUCAGGAGAUUACAUCCAUCGUUGCUGAAAAUGAUCAGCCUAUGGACCUAAGGAUCAAACAAAAACGUUAAGAGAGAGAAAUUGAAAUGUUAUCUCCAAAAGCUACAAGUUUUUGUUUAAGUUCUACGAUGCUUUUCAUAAACAAUUUUAAUGGUGAAAAAAAAAACGUUUAAAGAAAUUUAAAAGAAGAAAUACAGAUUUAGAAUAAUUC